AUGGUUGAACUGGAGAAGGACGUGCUGCCUUUGCCCCCUCGGUACCGGUUUCGAGACCUGUUGCUCGGGGACUGGCAGGCCGAUGACAGAGUCCAAGUGGAGUUCUAUGUGAACGAAAAUACAUUCAAGGAGCGCCUCAAGUUGUUCUUCAUCAAAAACCAAAGAUCAAGUCUCCGUGUGCGAAUGUUCAAUUUUUCUUUGAAAGUGCUAAGCUGCCUCCUCUACAUCGUCAGAGUGCUGUUGGAUAACCCAGGAGAAGCCAGACAAGAAUGGAAACUAAUCAUCUGGGUGGAUCGACCUCUGCCACUCUGGGCCUUGCAGGUUCUCGUGGCUUUUAUCAGCUUCUCAGAGACAAUGUUGCUUGUAUAUCUAAGUUAUAAGGGCAACGUCUGGGAGCAGGUCUUGCGUGUCCCGUUCAUUCUGGAGAUGAUCAGCGCCGUUCCCUUCAUGAUCACUGUGAUUUUGCCCUCCUUCAGAAAUCUCUUCAUCCCAGUUUUCCUCAAUUGCUGGCUGGCCAAACAUGCUCUGGAGAACAUGAUAAACGACCUCCACAGAGCGAUUCAGCGCACCCACUCAGCCAUGUUUAAUCAGGUGGUGAUCCUCAUCAGCACCCUGGUCUGCCUUAUGUUUACAUGUAUUUGUGGAAUCCAACACCUGGAGCGAGCGGGGAACAACUUGACGCUGUUCGACUCUUUGUACUUCUGUGUGGUCACGUUUUCCACGGUGGGCUUCGGAGACGUCACGCCCCAGAUCUGGCCCUCACAGCUCCUGGUCGUCAUCAUGAUCUUUGUGGCGCUCAUUGUUCUGCCUAUCCAAUUCGAACAGCUGGCCUUUCUGUGGAUGGAGAGGCAGAAGUCUGGUGGAAACUACAGCCGCUACCGGGCCCAGACUGAGAAGCACGUGGUCUUGUGUGUGAGCUGCCUCAAAAUCGACCUCCUCAUGGACUUCCUCAAUGAGUUUUUUGCACAUCCUCGACUCCAGGAUUACUAUGUGGUGAUCCUUUGUCCUGCUGAGAUGGAUGUGCAGGUUCGGAGAGUGCUUCAUGUUCCUCUAUGGGCCCAAAGAGUUAUUUACCUUCAAGGCUCAGCUCUGAAGGACCAGGACCUCAUGAGAGCAAAGAUGGACGAUGCUGAGGCCUGCUUUAUUCUCAGCAAUCGCUUCGAAGUGGAUCGCAUCGCUGCUGAUCACCAGACUAUCCUGCGGGCCUGGGCGGUGAAGGACUUCGCUCCAAACUGCCCCCUGUAUGUGCAGAUCCUCAAACCGGAGAACAAGUUCCACGUCAAGUUUGCAGAUCAUGUGGUGUGUGAAGAGGAGUUUAAGUACGCCAUGUUGGCUCUCAACUGUGUGUGUCCAGGGACCUCCACCCUCAUCACGCUGCUCAUCCACUCCUCCAGGGGGCAGGAGAGUGGGGUGUCCACAGCUGACCAAUGGCAUCGCACGUACCGCCGCUGUUCGGCCAAUGAGGUGCACCACAUCCGCCUGGAGGAGAGUAAAUUCUUUGGGGAGUAUCACGGCAAGAGUUUCACUUUUGCAUCAUUUCACGCACACAAAAAAUAUGGGGUGUGUUUGAUAGGAGUGCGGAGACUAGACACGACCAACAUCCUGCUGAACCCCGGCCCCUGCCACAUCAUGGGCGCAUCAGACACCUGUUUUUACAUCAACAUUUCCAAAGAAGAAAACUCCGCCUUCCGGGGGAGGGAUGGGAGAGGGGUCCACCAAAGCAUCUACCAUGGACUCACUCGUCUCCCAGUUCACAGCAUCAUUGCCAGCAUGGGUACUGUGGCGAUUGAUCUCCACGACUCGAGUGACAGCAAGAUGAGUGGGGCUAACACUCUUGCUCUGCCCGCCAUGGGGGACUCUGCGGAGGAGAGGCGGCACAGCAUCGCCCCUGUCCUGGAACUGGUGGACGGAGUCAGCCACUCAACCUUUGACCUUUUGGCAGACCAGUCUGAAGAUGAGGGGGAGGGGGAAAGUAAAGAGGACAGCGACAGAGAUGAGAGUGCGCACUGAUGGGUGAAAGGGUACCCUCUGAACUCCCCAUACAUCGGCAGCUCACCUGCACUGUGCCAUCUGCUUCAGGAGAAGAUGCCUUUUUGCUGCCUGCGUAUGGAUAAGGCCUGUCACCACAUCCCCUUUGAGGAUGCACGCUCGUAUGGCUUCAAAAACAAACUGAUCAUUGUGUCGGCGGAGAGCGCAGGGAAUGGCCUGUACAACUUUAUAGUGCCUCUGCGUGCCUACUAUAGACCCAGGAAGGAGCUUAACCCCAUUGUGCUGCUGCUGGAGAGCAUACCUGAAGCAGACUUCCUUGAGGCGAUAUGCUGGUUCCCCAUGGUCUUCUACACAGUGGGCUCCAUUGACAAUCUGGACAGCUUGUUGCGAUGUGGAGUCACGUUUGCAGACACCAUGGUGGUAGUAGACAAGGAGAGUUCGAUGAUCGCAGAGGAGGACUACAUGGCAGACGCGAAGACAAUUGUAAAUGUUCAAACGCUUUUCAGAUUGUUUCCAGCUCUCAGCAUCAUCACGGAGCUCACACAUCCAGCCAACAUGCGCUUCAUGCAGUUCAAAGUCAAAGACCAUUACUCUCUGGCUCUGUCCAAACUCGAGAAGAAGGAAAGAGAAAAAGGCUCCAACUUGGUGUUCAUGUUUCGCUUGCCCUUCGCUGCAGGGAAGGUCUUCAGUGUUAGCAUGCUAGACACACUGCUGUAUCAGUCAUUCGUAAAAGACUACAUGAUCUCCAUUGCCAGACUGCUUCUUGGCCUGGACUCCAUGCCUGGGUCUGGAUUCCUAUGUGCCAUGAAAAUAACAGAAGAUGAUCUAUGGAUAAGAACUUAUGGACGACUUUACCAGAAACUGUGCUCAUCCACCGGAGACAUUCCCAUUGGGAUUUACAGAACAGAAGCACACAAGCUGCCAGUGUCAGAGUCCCAAGUGUCUAUCACAGUGGAGGACUAUGAGGACACCAGGGAGAGCAGAGAGCCUCUUCUGUCAGGCUCUCACCGAAACUCCACCUCCUCCGAGCCCAUCUCCUCCUCAUCCCACACCACGGACCACCCGCUGCUGAGGAGGAAGAGCAUGCAGUGGGCACGCAGACUGAGCCGGAAAGGGGGGAGGACUUCCAAGCGGAUCAGCCAACAGAGACUCACCCUGUUCAGGCGCUCCGAGAGACAAGAGCUCAACGCCUUAGUCCGGACCAGGAUGAAACACUUGGGCCUGUCUCCCACUGGAUUCAAUGGAAUGACCGACCAAGGCAACAGACUGUCCUACAUCCUCAUCAACCCUUCUCCGGACACUCGGCUGGAGCUGCAUGAUGUUGUGUAUUUAAUCAGACCAGAUCCCCUCUCAAUCGUCCCCAAUCAGGGAAACAGUCGGAAGUGCAGCGCCGGCCUUUCAGAUAGUCAUCGGUUUGAUACGCAGGACAGCACCCAUCUGUGAGAAACAUAAAUAAACAAACACUGUCCCAAUAUGGAAUAAGAAACCAAGACUUAAUUUCACUGAAGAAUGGAUGGCACAAGCACAAACUCAAUGCUGAACUCAGAAGUGCCAAGACAUGCAUGGACCUUUUCUAUAAUAACAACUGGGAAUGUUUUAUGUAUGCACCUUCAGAUUUUCAAAUGGAGAGCUGCGGACACAAGUGCAUUUAUGAGAAGAAAAAAAACAUAUUUAUUUAUUUGUAUGUAUGUGCAUGUUACUGCAUCAUGUACUGCAUCGCGUACUUUAUGUGCCGUUUGAAUGUAUACAUGUGAGGAAGUAUACAACUAUGAGACGAGAACUGUGGGAGAAUGGAGGAGGUGGGGCCACUAGCAAAUGUUUGCUUUUAUUUAGUGUCUAUCAGAUAAGUUCGCUAUAUCUGUUAUGUACGUAUUAUGCUUACUCAUGAUGAUGAUGUGUGUGUUUAUCCUUCCUUUCUGUUAUUGUUAAUUCAGGCUUGGUACUCCCUUUUGACUAAUUUUGAUUGUAUGAUAAGGCUUACACUUUAAUAUCUAAAACUAACACAAAGUUUGUCUUCAAAGCAACUGAAAAGUAACAGCCAACUUUUGAUAAUGUUUUCAGAAAUGCUUAGUAAUGGGCUAAAACAAAUAGUAUAGUAAUAGUAAUACUGUACCAAUAGGAUUAGAAGUAUACUAGCCUAAUAAGGUUUGGAAAGAUUAGACUAUUAGAUAUUCUGUGGAAAUAAUUAAUAGAAUUAAUUAAAAUGAGAUGAGUGGGUGUUUAUCACAUUGUGUCUAUAUACACUGUCUUCAUGGAGAACUGCCUCCAUUAUGGAUCAGGUCCCCAUGAUGCAAAUGCUUCAUUAUUAGAUCAACAACAUGGUUUACAGAUCAAAUAUGGGUUAAAAUAGAUUCAAUUUCAGGUUAAGAUUAGACAUUAGCAACUAUGGAUAAAGUUAGGAUUAGUCUACAGAAAAUUACUGUAAAUCAAUGUAACGUUCCUAAAAAGCAAACAUGCAUGUGCCAGCCUGUGUAACAUCAUCUCUAUACUUCAUUACCCAUAUCCACAUACGCAUUACAUCUAUCUCUUAAGUUGUCUUUACUUUUAAUUUGAAUAUUAAUCAAUGUCCACCCUCCAAAAUUCUCCUACAGUAUUCAGUAAGAGCAAGACACUGCCAAUUUCUCCCCUAGAGGCCAAAUGAAAGAUGUCCUUCUAUGUUGUGGGUGUGUUUUUGUCACACUAAAUGUUGUAUUCAAAUGUGACUUAAACAACUUGUUAGAUUUUUAUAAUAUUUAUUUGUAUGUGUUGCUUACAUCCUUUGUUUCACCAGCAGUGGGGGACACAAAGAGUGUUAAACAUCGAGAUGACCGACUCUUUAAGUUUGGACUGUCAGUGCGGGGCAUUGAGUUACAUUGGUUAUGUGUCUUGUUUGGAUGUAAGUACACAAAUUCACCUUUG
Boleophthalmus pectinirostris (great blue-spotted mudskipper) is the source of this 4887-nucleotide messenger RNA. It is a transcript of the gene kcnt2b, whose product is annotated as potassium channel subfamily T member 2. Gene Ontology annotation, molecular function: intracellular sodium-activated potassium channel activity. Gene Ontology annotation, cellular component: membrane. Gene Ontology annotation, biological process: potassium ion transport. Lineage: Eukaryota; Metazoa; Chordata; Actinopteri; Gobiiformes; Gobiidae. The transcript has 31 exons. The record is from RefSeq and is a predicted model, not a curated record.